Molecule: messenger RNA, 1128 nt
Organism: Corapipo altera (White-ruffed manakin)
Lineage: Eukaryota; Metazoa; Chordata; Aves; Passeriformes; Pipridae
Exons: 6
Coding region: 1-1128 (375 amino acids)
Source: RefSeq, a predicted model, not a curated record
AUGACCAGGAGUGAAAAGAUGGAGGGAGACCUUCGGGCUCUUUUGCAAGCAUCUUCCACACGCUUGGUGGAAAGGAGAGAUCUCGUGGGCUGUUCUGCAUUUUCAGGGACGACCAAGUCAGUCCUGAGAGGAAAAAAAGUUGCUUUAGAAGGAGAAAAAUUGCUACUUCGUAGAGUUCAAUGUGAUCUGGCCGAGUCCGAGACCUCGCCGACCCGAGAGGUGCGGUGGAGAUGUGGUGCGGGGAGAGAGCCACGACGGGACGGAGUGGCACCGAGCGGGCAGCGACGGGGGCGGUGUGGCCAGCAAGAAAUGAUGUGCUGUGGACGAUUAAUACCCAACCCCUCGGUCCCGGCAAACUGUGGCGCCGGCCCGCUACCGCCCGCCCUCUCCCAUCCGCCAGCAAGGCUGAACCCCGCGGAACCCAGACCUCGCGGGCCGGGCCGGGCCGGGCUGGCAGAGACCGCAGUAUAUUUCACGGGUCACCGGUGUCAGUAUUUAUUGGGUACGCCUGGAGCGCGGCCUGCUCGGCCCCGGCUGGAGCCGAGCGAAGGAGCGGACGGACCGAGCCCGACGGCCCCGCGCUGCUCCGGCGGCCGCGCAGGAGAAGCGGAGCCCCAGCGGGAGCGGCGCGGGGCUGAGCGGGCAGCGUGGAGCCCGGCUCCGGCCGCCGGUGACACGAGGGAGAGCGCAGGGGAGGAGAGUGCCCGAUCGUUCCCGAGCCCUCCAACUCACAGUGAGGAGCGCGGCGGGCACGGGCCGGGCGGGCCCGAGCGGACCUGUCUUCCCUGGCAGGCCGCGGACAGCGGCGUCCAGCACUCGGACCCCGGGCCCACCCCGCCGCCUGCGUCCUCUCCGGACGAUGGUUUUGUUUUCUCCCUCGGUAAAACAACAAACAGAAAUAACCGGGCCUGGGAAAAUAAACUCGCCGAGAGACUUCGGCUAGAUCCGCAAAGUAGUGCCUCCGCCGCCAACGUGCUUGAUACUGCGGUCCAACUGCGCUGCCGCUGCCGGUGGUGCCGUCGCCGCCGCCGCCUCGGCCACCGCCGCCGCUCCGGCCGCCACCUCCUCCGCCGCCCCGCGCGCAGCUCCCUCGGCCGCUGCAACUUUCCCCCUCAGACGAGUGUGUGA